Osmerus eperlanus (European smelt) is the source of this 2407-nucleotide messenger RNA. It is a transcript of the gene tpm3, whose product is annotated as tropomyosin 3. The transcript is spliced from 8 exons. The record is from RefSeq and is a predicted model, not a curated record. Gene Ontology annotation, molecular function: actin filament binding. Gene Ontology annotation, biological process: actin filament organization; muscle contraction. Bases 471 to 1217 code for a protein of 248 amino acids. Gene Ontology annotation, cellular component: actin filament. NCBI's taxonomy places the organism in Eukaryota, Metazoa, Chordata, Actinopteri, Osmeriformes, Osmeridae.
AGGGAUUUGAGAUUGGAAAGUGGGAAGGGAGGAAUUGGACAACCUCACUGGACAACUCAAAAUCGAAUUCAUUUGCUUUAACGACUCAAAAUUAGCAGUGGGGUAGUAUAGCCUACUAAAACUGUCUUUACAGUAGCGGAAGCCCAUGAAUUAGGACUACCCUUGCCACGUCUUGGCAAAAAAAGUCAAAAUUGGCGUUUCCUGGCUAGAGCUGUAUAUAUUUUUUUAUAUUAUUGCAAAAGUUUCCACUGCAUCAGCAUUUGUUUCGUGCAUGUUUGGGCGUGUUCUUUGAUACUUUUUGACGAAAUAUCGCAAACUAUCACUCCACAAGGAUACCAUCAACGUGUGACUUAUUAACUGGGCGUUGCUACUUUUUUUUCUUUCUGAAAAAUCUGUUCCAAAGCUCGGAGUUCAAGUAAACUGGUUAAAGAGUUUUCAAACUAGGCCUUUACAUUUGCAAAUACAAGAAAAUGUCUGGAGUCAACAGCAUCGACGCGGUAAAACGAAAGAUCAAAGUUUUACAGCAACAGGCAGAUGAAGCGGAGGAGAGAGCAGAAAUUCUUCAGAGACAGGUCGAGGAGGAAAAAAGAUCAAGAGAGCAGGCUGAGGCUGAGGUGGCUUCCCUGAACAGGCGUAUCCAGCUGGUGGAGGAGGAGUUGGACAGGGCCCAAGAGAGACUGGCCACCGCUCUGCAGAAGCUGGAGGAGGCAGAGAAAGCUGCAGAUGAGAGCGAGAGGGGCAUGAAGGUGAUUGAGAACAGGGCUCUGAAGGAUGAGGAGAAGAUGGAGCUGCAGGAGAUCCAGCUGAAGGAGGCCAAGCACAUCGCUGAGGAGGCCGACCGCAAAUAUGAGGAGGUGGCUCGUAAGCUGGUGAUCAUUGAGGGAGACCUAGAGCGCACAGAAGAGAGGGCAGAGCUUGCUGAGGCCAAAGCCAGGGCACUGGAUGAGGAGCUGAGGGGAUUUGACCAAUCUCUGAAGACCCUGCAGGCCUCUGAGGACCAGUACUCACAGAAAGAGGACAAGUAUGAGGAAGAGAUCAAGAUCCUGACUGACAAGCUGAAAGAGGCUGAGACUCGUGCUGAGUUUGCUGAGAGGUCUGUGGCCAAGCUGGAGAAGACCAUCGAUGACCUUGAAGAGAUGCUGGUGUCAGCCAAGAAGGAGAAUGUGGAUCUGCACACCACCCUGGACCAGACCCUAGCAGAGCUCAACAGCUUCUAAAAUCUCUGGAGUCCACUAGAUCCCUCCUUCUCCUCCUUACUCACUCAUCUGAUUUCUCUCUCUCUCCUCGCUUCCUUUUCCUCACUCUUGUCACUCUAGCUUUCUCAUACACUUUCUGCUGCAGAGACUACUUUCUGUGUGCAAAUUGCACUGGGAUUUCACCCCUUCAUGCUGACCACUUAGACUUCUUUGUGCCACUGUCUGAAGUCUCUGGCCACUUGAUGAAACACUCUUGGUUCAAAGUAUUUGUUCCACCGUUAUUGUUAAUCAGUAAAAAUACACUUUCGGCACAAUCUAAGGUUUAUUUUUAUUUUUUUGUACUGAUAAGGCCUACUUGUAACAAAGAACUGUCUAAACAAAUCUGGAGAAAAGGCACAGAUGAUAAUAUACACAAAAUCAGACUCCCUUGCUUUACAUUUAGUUGCUGGUUGCCUCAAGGCCUAGCUCCAUUCUAGCGCUUUGUCUUGUCAUGGUGGUUGGUUAAGCUUUACUUACUACUCGGUUAAAUGGAGCCACCAACACACUGGAAGUGUUGAUGCAUCAUUUCUGAUUGCUGGGUUUGGGGCAUUCAUGCAUUCUCCCUUCCAUUUCAUACCAGUGUGUUUUGGGAUCAAGACCACUUUGGGUAAUCCAUCCAGAGGACUUCAACAGUUAAACGUGUUCUAUGUCAAAUGUUUUUUUUUCUGGUUUUACCUGUUCCUUUAAGGGGUUUGUGUAUUUUGAAGGUAAAUGUGUUUUUGAUUAUCAUACUUUUGUCCUCAUUAUACCCAUAUCUACUUUUACCAAACACUGCACUUGUAUGAUACACUAACUGUUGCCCCCACCUCAGUUUUAGAAAAUAUAAAUCUUGUAUACUUAAGAUUUAUACUGGGUUAAAAUGUCAUUUGGCUAGAUCAUCUUAUCAAGAAUGGGUCAUUUGAUCAAAGUGGGUUGCAAAGGGGAGUGUAUGUCUCACAUCUAAUGGACAGAUUUCAACAGCAGUGCUGAAAGUUAAGGGUUUAAUGGGAAUAGCAGAUCCAUGUGAAAACAACUGUAAACAUUGAAAACUACACAAUUAGGAACACAAGGUUUGAACUGGAAAACUAACUAAAGAAACAUAUGUAUAAUCACUAUUUAACCACGUUGUUCCUUUUUGUAAUGAUUUUUUGGGGUUUUAUGAAUAAAGACCAUGAUUUUUACGGAUAUAGAAA